Nicotiana attenuata is the source of this 750-nucleotide messenger RNA. RefSeq lists its product as uncharacterized. The transcript is spliced from 4 exons. The annotation marks the transcript as partial. The record is from RefSeq and is a predicted model, not a curated record. Lineage: Eukaryota; Viridiplantae; Streptophyta; Magnoliopsida; Solanales; Solanaceae.
AUGGCACCUAUGAAGAAAGCGAAAAUUGGCCAAGGAGCCAAUGCCACCUCAGGUGUGGCUGAUGAAUCGUUGCUUGAUACUGCGGGUGAGGGUAGUCGCCCUGCUAUCACCCUGCCUGGUCCUCCUAUCCCAGAGGGAGCUAUUCAGAUGCUGACACAGCUAGCGGCCUCCCAGGCCCAGAGGUCAAGUAUGGUGGCGUUUGCUCAGGCCACAGAGAAUCGUAAACUGAAGAACAGAAUAGAAAGAGAGGGUAACAGAAAGACCCGGUCUGCGGGCAACAUUGGUGAGUCACUAGCUGGGGGAAGGUCAGCAUUUUGGGGAGGAUUAUCAGGGACGUCCCAGUCUGUUGCACAGUCUUCAGCUAGUGCACCGCCGUCAGGGCCUAGCCAGCAGCAGCAGUGGAGUCGUUUCAGGCCCAGUCAGGGCAACAGAGGAUCCUAUCAGCGGGGUCUGUCAGGAGAGUGGUCCCAGCAGCAGCAGAGCCCCCUAUCCAGCUCGAGGUACCCAGCACCAGCAUGGCGAGGUGCAGCAAGGGGUGGUGAGCAGAGUUUAGGAGGGCCCAGCCGGUUCUAUGCUAUGAGUGGUCGCCAGACUGCAGAGGCCUCUCCAGAUAUUUUUACAGGUAUUCUGAAUUUUCAAUCCCAUGAUGUGUAUGCACUUAUUGACCCCGGUUCCACCAUGUCCUAUGUUACCCCCUUUAUUGCUAUAGAAUUCGGGAUAGAACCAGAACAGCUUCAUGAACCAUUCCUG